Molecule: messenger RNA, 7044 nt
Organism: Oncorhynchus gorbuscha (pink salmon)
Lineage: Eukaryota; Metazoa; Chordata; Actinopteri; Salmoniformes; Salmonidae
Product: retinoic acid receptor RXR-beta-A
Exons: 14
Coding region: 583-1998 (471 amino acids)
Biological process (GO): cell differentiation; anatomical structure development; response to retinoic acid
Cellular component (GO): nucleus; RNA polymerase II transcription regulator complex
Molecular function (GO): nuclear receptor activity; zinc ion binding; nuclear steroid receptor activity
Source: RefSeq, a predicted model, not a curated record
GUAAUGUUAACGGGGAACAUGGCUGCAUGUGGUAGUGUCAUGUAAAUGCAUCAUACUGCUCAUUACAGACAUUCAGUUUUAUAGUAUUUAUUUCAUUUUAUAUUCCUCAUGUAAUGUUAAUCAGGAGCUAACAUGGCUGCCAUAGAAUGUUGAAGUGGCAUGUAAAUGCAUCGUAAUGCAGAAACCUUUUCAAACGGUACUGUUUUUGGUACGGUAGCUACUCAGUCAGCCACAGGCAGAAGGGCUGUACAGGGAAAGGGAGGGCUGACGGCGAGGCAAAGUGGGGAGAGAGGAGAGGAAGAACUUGGGGCCUGACCACCACAUCUUUUCAUGCGAACUCGGGGCCUGACCACCACAUCUUUUCAUGCGAGGAAACUGCACUGUCAAAAACUCCUGUUUUUGGUCAUCCGAAAACGACUCUGGCCCGGGCCCCAGUCCGCGGUCUUGAGUUAGAUAGCGGAGUGUUAUUGAAGCACGUCUAUCGGUGUCCCAGCACGUCUUUUCCACCAAGGAGGUAAUAAUGGGUGACAGCAGAGGGUUGCAACUGCCAUACUCUGCCAUACCCAAUUGACACCCCUGGGCAUGACCCUUGUAAUAGAUUCCCGCAGCCCAGACAGCUCCUCUGUGUCCUCCCCUCCCUCGGGCCAGCGCUCGCCACCCCUGACCCCCACAGCUGCUGCCAUGACCUCUCUGCCGCCCGUCACUUCGGCCGUCAACAGCCCCAUCAGCAGCAUGGGCUCGCCCUUUUCUGUCAUCAGCUCCUCCCUGGGGUCACCCUGCCUUCCCGGGACACCCUCGGUGGGCUACGGCCCCAUCAGCAGCCCCCAGAUCAACUCCACAGUGUCCAUGUCGGGGCUGCACGCGGUCAGUAGCUCGGAUGACGUGAAGCCUCCGUUCGGACUGGGAGGCCACAGCCCAGGGGGCCCCAUGCUCUCCCAAAAGCGCCUGUGUGCCAUCUGUGGUGACCGCUCCUCCGGUAAGCACUACGGAGUGCACAGCUGCGAGGGCUGCAAGGGUUUCUUCAAGCGCACGGUGCGCAAGGACCUGAGCUACACCUGCCGGGACAACAAGGACUGCCUGGUGGACAAGCGCCAGCGCAACCGCUGCCAGUACUGCCGCUACCAGAAGUGCCUGGCCUGUGGCAUGAAGAGGGAAGUGGUCCAAGAUGAACGACAGAGAUCCGUGCAGGAGGAGCGCCAGAGGAACAAGGAGCGGGAGAGCGAGGUGGAGUCGACCAGUGCCAUCAACGAGGAGAUGCCAGUGGAAAAGAUCCUAGAGGCAGAGAUGGCCGUGGAACAGAAGACCGAGCUGCAUGCCGAUGGGAGCUCCGGGGACAGCUCGGUAAAUCCCAACGACCCGGUCACCAACAUCUGCCAGGCUGCAGACAAGCAGCUGUUUACCCUGGUGGAGUGGGCCAAGAGGGUCCCCCACUUCUCUGAGCUGGCCCUGGACGACCAGGUCAUCCUGCUACGUGCCGGUUGGAACGAGCUGCUGAUCGCUUCCUUCUCUCACCGCUCCAUCAGUGUGAAGGACGGCAUCCUAUUGGCCACCGGCCUACACGUGCACAGGAACAGUGCCCACAGUGCCGGCGUGGGAGCCAUCUUCGACAGGGAGAGUGCGCACAAUGCAGAGGUUGGAGCCAUAUUUGACAGAGUUCUCACGGAGCUGGUCAGUAAGAUGAGAGACAUGCAGAUGGACAAGACGGAGCUCGGCUGCCUUCGAGCCAUCAUCCUCUUCAACCCAGAUGCCAAGGGCCUGUCCAGCCCCAGUGAAGUGGAAUUGCUGAGGGAGAAGGUGUACGCAUCGCUAGAGUCCUAUUGUAAACAGAGAUACCCCGACCAGCAGGGCAGGUUCGCUAAGCUCCUCCUCCGGCUGCCAGCGCUGCGCUCCAUCGGCCUGAAGUGCCUGGAGCACCUGUUUUUCUUCAAGCUGAUUGGCGACACCCCUAUCGACACGUUCCUCAUGGAGAUGCUAGAGGCGCCCCACCAGCUGACCUAAGAACCAGGUUCUGCCCUGGUCCAUUUUGCACCAGGGGUUCUAGUUCUGGCACCCUGGUUCUAGGGCUUCACCAUGUCUGCUGGCUUUUAUGUCCCGCUCACACCAACCCCCCCCAUACCCCCCCCCCGUAUGCUGUCAAACACACACAUAAUCAAAUACUUUUUCACAGUAGGGGUUAAGACGCAUUGAAAUAUAUCCUUUUUAACUGCAUAUACAAGUUUUAUCAUGAGUUAGCCUUCAGCUUUGAGUGUACACGCUUCCGCGAAUCAAGGUAGACCUCUCAGCUUCUUGUGGGGUUCGUAGGUUAUUCAGAUACAUUGCUGUGCGCAUAGAUAUGACGAGUGGCUUACUCUGUCUUAGGCUUUACUCUUGGGUUUAACCCAAACACGUCAUGAUCAGGUGCGUAAUAUUUCAAUCAACUGUCACCCAACUUCUAUUGAUCGGGACACAGCCAAUAGAGGCAGACACGCCCCUCUGUGUUCACCAAUCCGAAUGGGAUUUGAAUACUAUGCUUUAUUCAUGCUUAAAUGCUCUGAAUUCAUUCUGAAGUACUGUACUCUUAAAAUGACACCUUUUUUAAGGCAUUGAAAUCCAAGGAGGGGGCACUUUGGUUGGCCCUUAAAGUUCACACCAGGCUUUCAAAGAGAGAAACUGAAUUGUAAGAUGUGUUCUUUAUUGCAUUUUGCUGUUUGUUCUCUUUAAGUCCAAACAAGGGCCAUUGGGCACAGGAAGUGCAACCUUGUUCAAGUGCACUGCGUUCAUUGGUGCUGUUGUAGAUGUUUCUUUUGUUUGACACCCUCUACUUUGCUAAUGGUCAUUUUUGCACUCUGUGAAACAUUACUGUGUAAGUAAACAUUUGCUGCAGAAACCUAUCUUGCCCAUCUUUAAGAAACUGGGGCAACCACAAAGAAUCUCUCCAGCUCUCAUCAUGUCUUCUGAAGAGCCACGGUGUUAAUGGCCGUGCUUCGUUCUGUGAAAUGGCCAUCCGGUCUAAGAAAGACUUGAUAUCAUUCGAUAACUUGUUCCAGUGGCCUACUGUACCCCUACAAUUCCCCUUCUGAAUCCCCCGUUUGUGUCAUUCAAGUGCUUGCAGCCUCUUUCCGUUAACUUUUUAACAAUAUGUAAAUACGAUGACACAUCUACUCCUUCACUAGAGCACGACUGGGCAAUCCCAACAUGUGCAUACAGUAAUAAUAAUAAUAAUAUAUGCCAUUUAGCAGACGCUUUUAUCCAAAGCGACUUACAGUCAUGUGUGCAUACAUUCUACGUAUGGGUGGUCCCGGGGAUCGAACCCACUACCCUGGCGUUACAAGCGCCAUGCUCUACCAACUGAGCUACAGAAGGACCAGUAGGGAAAACACAGGGGUUAGCAAGCAUGUUAGCACACAACAAAAAGUAUUCCCCGAUAGCAAUAUGAACAGAUAUUGUACACUUCCAAUAUGUACUGUAAAAAACAAAUAUAUAUAUAUAAUCGUAAAGGGUUUUCCCCAUAGACUGGAUCUUAAGCUUGAAAGACCCACCUCGUUGUGACUGACUAUUAAGUCUAGUUGUUGUGCUAGUAGUUUCGUCACUCGUGACACGAAUGGUAUUCUAAAGGGCUGCUGUGUCACGGGCAGGGUGAUAGACCCCACGCCCUUAGCCUGCCCAGCCUGUGACAAUACUUUGUGUUUUAUUGUGGAGCUGAUUGGUUGGCUUCAGCCGAUGACCCUGACCCAUCUACCGCGAUUCUAUUGUGUGGUCUGCUUACACAAACCUACACAAUAGGGGCCGAUUCAGCUCCCUCAUAACAGAACUAGCUGUCAACACAUUACAAACUUUGAACUGAAAUAUUAAAAGAGCACCAUUACACACAAUGUGAGCAAUAUUGGCAGAUGCAUAACGAUUGAGACCAUAUUGUGUGCAUAGAAGGAUUUAGAUGUGUGGGUCGUUUUUAUGAAGUAUUUGGAGAUUGGUAUUAUUUACCAUUCAGAACAGAAAUUAGGAUGUAGAAUAGAGAAUGCUGUAUCGCUUACUGGACAGAAGUUCAACUGUCCUAAAGUUGGGUCCUACACGACUCAUGUGGUCUUACAAUUAUAGAUGUGCUUGUUUACACCAGUGGAGGCUGGUGGUAGGCGCUAUAGGAGGAUGGGCUCAUUGUAAUGGCUGGAAUAGAAUUUAUAUUUGAGUCAUUUUAGAAGAUGCACUUAAACAGGUCGACUUAGAGGAGCAAUUAGGGUUAAGUGCCUUGCUCAAGGGCACAUCGACAGAUUAUUUUCACCUAGUCGGCUCAGGGAUUAGAACCAGCGACCUUUCGGUUACUGUCUUAACCGCUAAGCUACCUGCCGCCCGUUCAAUAGAAUGCUGUCAAACACGUUGUUUCCAUGUGUUUGGUACCAUUCCAUUCCCUCCAUUACAAUGAGCCCGUCCUCUUAUUGCUCCUCCCACCAAUGCAAACACAGUACACAAACAAAACGCCAAGAGUGUGCAAGUACACACCCUCCACCUUUUUCCCCCUCUUGAAACCGAGGUCUACUUAUAAUAGGAUUCCCACUCGGCCGUACUCUUUCCAGCCGAUCUCCUACAUUGACUUGCAGUCAGGCCUUUCUGGCGGGAGAGGAACACCUCCCCCAUGUAAUGUGGAUAUGGAGGAUGAUACCUGUCUAACAGGGUGUCCUACUCCAAGCCUGUGAACAGGCCGUGGGGGCACUGUAGACCAUUUACAUGCCCGUCGGGUUUAUGUACAUCUAUACAUGUGAACAUGAAUCAGUCGUUGCAGAAUAAAAAUGAACGAGUAGAACUCGAGAUCAGUCUUAAGGAAUUUAGUCCCACAGGGUAGAGUAUCUUAUCUGUGUAUCCCCAGUGUGAACCACAAUCUUGUCACGAUGUUGGCAACAACCCCUUGUGUAAUUCCCUCGUUUUUUUGUUGUUGUUGGAGCUUCCUCAGUUGAAUGUGAACGCAUUUCAAUCUCCCAUUUCUUAACAGUAGAAAAGCCUGACCCUUGAGGGACCCCACUUCAAGCCAAAAUGAGUCUUUGACUCCAACAUUCUAACAGUCUAAUAAAUUAAUUUCAUAUAUGAUAUUGGAAAAAUAAUAUUUUGCUUGUGUUUUUGAAGGUCUUAGAUAACAGAAUGCCAAAAAAAGUAUUGUUUCAAAGAACAAAAUAGCAUUUUCAUUAGUUUGUUACUGUAGGCUAUUUUGUUUUCUCAUGCUCAAGUGUAGAGCUCGUGGAACAGAGGUAAUUAUUGGAAAAGUGAUAUUUAGAAAUCAGUCUUACCUGCAUGUGACUCUGUAGGAGGAUUUGAAAAAGUCACUUGUUCGCUCCGCAAAAAAAUAUAUCCUCUUUUAAAACUGCUUAUAACACAAAAUGCUAACAUGCGUGUGUUAAAUAGACGUAUUUAGGAAAAGUCAGACUGAGGGAGGCAUGACUAAAAAUUAGUCAAAUUUAGUCAAAAUGACUCACUUGCCUCUUCUAGUGCUGUAACAGUGCAUUUUAAAGUGAAUCCCUUGUUAUGUUGUGUCUUGUCCUAUAAAUUCAGUUUAGCUGUGAGCAGAAAUACAGUAUACGUAUAAAAGCCCUAUAAGAAUUCUACAGGUUCUAUAAGCUAAGCAUUUUCAGGGUGUUCAGGCAGUUUAUCAGAUUUUUUUUUUUUUAACUGCCUGUACACUAUGUUUAUGUGCCUGUGUUGAUUAUGUCCACUGUGUACAAUGAGGUCUUGGUCUGGUUAUACCAGCAAGCUCGGGUGUGCUGCAGUAUGGAGAGAGGUUUACAACGACACAGAAAGAUGCACAGAAGAGCAGGGCGCACAUUUGCAUACACGUUGCCCGGGCCCUUCUCUUCCCUUGCCAAUCGAGUGCAGUGUCCCUUUGGUAUUACUUGAUGGCAGUGCUGCGGCGGUCGUCGCCCUUCGAGACAGACCGCCGGCGUGCAGCCCAAAGAUGCGUGUCCCUUGUGACCGCGUGCACUCAAGGCAGACGCCUGGACCUUUUGAUUUACGUUCAUUUAUAUUCAACUUACUUUUGAAAACACUUGCUUAAAAACACACAAAAACGCUUAAACUUUUGCAUCCUGUGAAGCUGUCAUGUGUUUGUAUCUAGCGGGAUGCAAUACUUAUUUAAUAGACACCCUGGUGCAAAGGUCAACUCUAUGAUGAUCAAAACACCCCAUGCGGUUGGUUGGUGCCACCCCUGUGAUGACGUAACACUGCCGAACAGGUGUGAGGGCCAGCGUUUGAUGCUGUGCCACGCUGAGGUCAUGUGGAUGACUGUUGAGUGUUCAGAGUGUUGUGCUUUGUCACUAAAGAACUCCCCUUUAUAAGAAAGGUGCCACAGCAAGGGGGAGGGCACUAGUCGGGGUGGUCCCUAUGGAGAUUUAUACUGUGCAGUGGUGCUUUUUUUGUGGCCAAGAGGGCAGAGUUACAAGCUAGGAACGUGCACUGAUAAUUUGACUAUUUGGAUCACGUUUUUUUUCUUCUGUGUCCAGCGCAAACAGGAGUGUGUUUACGUAGAAAAAUAUGCAUUGGACACUGCCAGCAAAACUUGGCUUAAGCUGAGAAAAGAAUUGGAGCCAAUGCAUAGAUCCCAAAGGUGCGCGCUGAAGUCACGCCUCUGGAUAGUGUCCCAUUACGCGGAUGAACUUGAGGGGAGGGCCAGCUCAACAUGCUCAGAGGAGGAGAAUGUGUUCACAGUGGGAUAAGUGCUUAGGGUGGUAGACUCACUUGAUCAGAUGAUGUUUUGUUGAUCAAGAAAAGCUGUUUUCGUUAGAUCUGGAGAUUUCCUGUCGUUGAUUCCCGCCCAAAUACACUGCUUCUCUGUUGUGCUUGACUCUUUCCUUUGACCGUGCGAUUCAUCUGUAUUCGGGACUAUUAAACACACGCAGGAACUGUUAUAUCACAUGGGAUUUUCAAUUUCCUUUUUCUCAUGUCUAGUUUUUUUGUCAUUAUUUUAUCUCUGACUCCAACAUACAUGUGGAAAUGAUUGACUGUUUUGGGGAAGGAAAGGCUUUUUUUUCAUUUAAUUUGGAAUCUGUUUCUGUUGUAUCAUGUCCGAGUAAAGGUUUUAAUACUGUA